Molecule: messenger RNA, 1444 nt
Organism: Felis catus (domestic cat)
Lineage: Eukaryota; Metazoa; Chordata; Mammalia; Carnivora; Felidae
Gene: LYPLAL1
Product: lysophospholipase like 1
Exons: 5
Coding region: 61-780 (239 amino acids)
Biological process (GO): protein depalmitoylation
Cellular component (GO): cytoplasm
Molecular function (GO): carboxylic ester hydrolase activity; palmitoyl-(protein) hydrolase activity
Source: RefSeq, a predicted model, not a curated record
GUGCGCGGGCCCGCGGGGCGGUGGAGGGGCGGGGCCCACGAAACUCCUCGGGCGGCAGCGAUGGCGGCUGCGUCGGGUUCAAUUCGCGUGCAGCGUUGCAUGGUGUCGCCAGCUGGGAGGCACAGCGCCUCGCUGAUCUUCCUGCACGGCUCAGGUGAUUCUGGACAAGGAUUGAGAACAUGGAUCAAGCAGGUUUUAAAUCAAGAUUUAACAUUCCAGCACAUAAAAAUUAUUUAUCCAACAGCUCCUCCCAGGCCAUAUACUCCUAUGAAAGGAGGAAUCUCCAAUGUAUGGUUUGACAGAUUUAAAAUAUCGAAUGACUGCCCAGAACACCUUGAAUCAAUCAAUGUAAUGUGUAAAGUGCUCACAGAUUUGAUUGAUGAUGAAGUAAAAAGUGGCAUCAAGAAGAAUAGAAUAUUAAUAGGAGGAUUUUCUAUGGGAGGGUGCAUGGCAAUGCAUUUAGUGUACAGAAAUCAUCAAGAUGUGGCAGGAGUAUUUGCUCUUUCUAGUUUUCUGAAUAAAACAUCUGCUGUGUACCAGGCUCUUCAGGAAAGUGAUGGUGUACUCCCUGAAUUAUUCCAGUGUCACGGCACUGCAGAUGAGUUAGUUCCUCAUUCUUGGGGUGAAGAGACAAACUCCGUGUUAAAGUCCCUAAGAGUGAGCACGAAGUUUCAUAGUCUCCCAGGUGUUUACCAUGAGCUAGGCAAAGCUGAGCUAGAAGAACUGAAGUCAUGGAUACUUCAAAAGCUUCCAGGAGAAAUGGAGAAGCAAAAUGAAUGAAUCAAGAUUGAUUUGUUGACCUACCUGUAAUGUCUUUGUGAAAAGUGGUUUUUACUGCCAAAUUAUACUUUGAUAAGUGAUAAUUAAAAUAUUGUUAUCAGUAAACAAUAUCAAGUUUACUGACUUAUUUACUGGUUAUUGAAAUGCUUAGCACCACAGAGAGUAGCAUCAUCUUAUUCAUGGUAAAUAUUAAUUUAGACAGACAUCUGUGUGUUAUUUUUCAGAUACAUUUGUAAAUAUUUGGAGACCUUUUAAGUAAUUAAAUGAUUAAAUUUUAAAAAUAAUGUAAAGUUGGUUUAAGUAAGAGCAAUGAGAAAACAUGAAAAGGCUUAACAUGGCAUUUUAUUUACAAGUGUCCUAUUUUGUUUCCAAAUAUUCAGGAAUAUUUUAGAUGUGUUUAUUAUUGAUUCCUGAUUUAAAUCCAUUGUGGCCAGAGAGCAUAUUUUGUGUUACUGUUUUAUCUGUAUUCAUGAAGGUUAUUGGCUUGAAGUUUUGCUAUUUAAUUUGUUUUGUACAUUUUUUGGUCUGGUUUUGGUAUCAGGGUAAUACUGACCUUGUAAAAUGAAUUGGGAGGUGUUUUCUCCUCUUCUGUUUUUUUGGGAGAAAUUGUAUAGAAUUGGCAUUAAUUUUUACUUUAAAUUUUUGUUGAAAUUCUGUAGUGAAA